Messenger RNA from Triticum dicoccoides, 919 nucleotides. RefSeq lists its product as uncharacterized. NCBI's taxonomy places the organism in Eukaryota, Viridiplantae, Streptophyta, Magnoliopsida, Poales, Poaceae. Bases 69 to 845 code for a protein of 258 amino acids. The transcript has 6 exons. The record is from RefSeq and is a predicted model, not a curated record.
AGGAAGGAAGCCGCAUCACGGGGGCGGUCACACCCAAGGUUUCCGGGGCGGAAGUCGCCGGCGACGAGAUGCUCGUCGAUGCCCGCAGCGAGAUGCUCGGCGGCGCCCCUCCAGAGUCCGCGCGCCUCACUGAUGGGUGUCUGAUGGAUGCCCGCAAGAAGAUUGAACACGAGAUCGAAAGUAAAGCCAAGGCGUCCUUGAAAGAAGGGUUAGGUCAAGAGCUUAAAACUCCACACCCAGGUACAUAUAUUGAAGAUGAAGAAGGGAACCCUGGUAGUGAUAGGAAUGAAGAAGGGAGACAUCAGUGUGUGGAAGAUAUUGAUUUAGAUGAGAGAGGCUAUGAUGUCGAGAUCACCGACACUGAAGCAUCAGACGAUUUGCUGUAUGAAGAAGUUCUGACGGUGGUCCGUUGUCUUGAUUUUACUGAUUUUGGCUCAAUUCAAAUCCCAUCUUUGAUGCCCAGAAUAUGUGUCUGGAAGGGAGAUAUGGUCAAGCAUUUAAGUGACAUGACCAUUGGAAGAGAUGGAAAGUAUGGAUGUCUCACAAUAAAAGAAGUAUCAGAAACCUGCUACAAGGAUGGAACAUACGAGUGGGCAAGUACGAUUAAGAAUUCAAAUUUCAGGAAAGCGAUAAACAAUGUUGCACGGAAUUCUUUGUCUGACAAGGUCAAAGAGGAUAUCUUCCUCGCUUACGAAAACCAUAUGAAGCAUGAAGACCUAAAUACUUGCAUCAAAGCUAAAGGGCUUCUGCUAGACACGAUCCGCAUCAUAACCAAUGCCUCUGGUGAAUCAGGUGAUACAGUUAAAGUGGGCUCAACAGGAACUGAAGUGAAUGCAAGCCAAUAGUCCAACAACUCAGGAGACACUGUCAAACUACAAUCAACUGAACUUCAAGAGGGAAAUGAUGGAGGUGUGUCACC